This is a messenger RNA of Polyodon spathula (Mississippi paddlefish), 4144 nucleotides long. RefSeq names its product metabotropic glutamate receptor 3-like. Gene Ontology annotation, molecular function: group II metabotropic glutamate receptor activity. Gene Ontology annotation, biological process: regulation of synaptic transmission, glutamatergic; G protein-coupled glutamate receptor signaling pathway. The transcript has 7 exons. The record is from RefSeq and is a predicted model, not a curated record. NCBI's taxonomy places the organism in Eukaryota, Metazoa, Chordata, Actinopteri, Acipenseriformes, Polyodontidae. The coding region runs from base 1316 to 3973 and encodes 885 amino acids. Gene Ontology annotation, cellular component: membrane.
GAAAAGGGCUAUAGGUUCCAUCUCUAUUCUGAUCGGUGUGCAAUUGCAAUCUCACCAAGAGCUAUCCAACAUCACACAUCAGAACUACCAAGCCUGGACUUGCACAUAAAUCAAGAAUAGCAACAGCCAACCGUCUCAGCAAACAGAUCUCUAAAGAUAUGUUUCUGCCGAAGCGUGAUAGAGCGACUGGCCCUUAUCAGAACCAUGGACACGGGCUUGCGUAAAUAAAGACAAUAGCAGUAACUUACUGGGCGAAUAAAAACACAUCACCAUCAAUGCUAUCUUUAAAACAACAAGCCAUAUCCAAACAUUGCUGUGGUCGAAUCUAGAAAAGAUAACUAUUCAGCUACUGAAAUUAAGGGAUUUCAAUUAAUUAAAGCUAACAGACUAGGACAUACGUACAAACAGGUCAGAAUUGCAAUGUAAAAAAAAACAAAACAACAACAACAAAAAAAACAGCUUUAGAUCAAUGAAAAUAUCAAACAUCUACAGAAGCAACAUAUCGGACUGGACACUUCACCAAAGAAAGCAGGAUAGAGUAAACUUCUACGUGUCUUUAGUCACAAUACUGCUCAGCUUUUUUGAGAUAUUUCUCAAACAAUUCAAAACUGAAAAUUAUUUUGAGAGCAGCGCAUUACCGUAAAACCUAUGUUUACAAAAACAAAAAAGUAAAAAAACGGAGAUAUUUUCUUGUAAAAAAAAACAAACAAAAAAAACGUUUAAAGGUCUUUCAUUGAAUGCAAUUGCUUUGUCAGUGCUGUGGACAGCUCUAAGUAGCAAGUAGAUACAGUCGGUGCUAGACUAUGUAGAUAGCUCAUGGGGUAUCUACUCUCAGUUUAGUGCAAUUACUUUGACGUUGCAGGUAAGCGGAGUUCCAAAUGGUACCACACCAUCUGUUUCAGCACAUCAAGACACGGACAGCUCCUAGUGUAAUCUUAGCUGUUUCCGUCCUAGAACUGUGGACAGCUACAAAACCUAGUUGUGUAAUUAGGAACCGCGGCAAUUUCCAAAGGGGGCCAAAGCAGUCUCAACAUAAAGACUCAGCAACAGUUCUUCUAGAAAAGCAAAACCAACAAAAGAAAGCAAGCGGUCUUCUUGUACGUAUCUAGAAGGACUGAAAAGGACAAUUAGGAAUAGCACGCACUGUUGAUGCAUCAAGUUCAUUCUACAUUUAACAGGUAACAUGAUCUAAAGAUGUCCCGACCGAUGCUGGCAGAGUCUUCCCUGUUGUUAAAAAACUUCCUUUAAACCCCAACAGCACUGAAACUCUUGAGACAAACAAACAAAAAAACAAAGCUCUUACCUUGUGAUCAACAUGAAGAACACCAGGUGCAGCACAAAUGUGUCCAGCAUUCUCCAAAUGCUGGUAUUCCACAUCCUUGUGCAAAUUGCACUGCCGACAUCCAGCUACAACACAGGCAGCAAGCGGGAGAUCACUGUGGAAGGGGACUUGAUGAUCGGAGGACUGUUCCCCGUUCACGAGAAAGGUGAGGGGACGGAGGACUGCGGAAAGAUUAACGAGCAACGAGGGAUUCAGAGAUUAGAGGCCAUGCUCCUAGCUUUGGAUGAGAUCAACAAAGAUGAGAAACUUCUGCCAGACCUCAAGCUUGGAGCUCACAUCCUUGACACCUGCUCCAAGGACACAUAUGCCCUGGAACAGUCCCUGGAGUUUGUACGGGCCUCCAUGACCAAAGUGGAUGAGACAGAGUAUAUCUGUCCUGACGGAUCCUAUGCUAUCCAGGAUUUCUCGCCUUGCUAUGUUAACGCCUUUCCAAAUAGUAACAUGACCUCCAUCUCUUUCUUUCUGUCGUUGUUGGGUCAGGUGGCAAACCUUUUGAGGCUCUUUCAAAUCCCCCAGAUCAGCUACGCCUCCACCAGUGCCAAGUUGAGCGACAAGACGCGCUAUGACUACUUUGCCCGCACUGUGCCGCCGGACUUCUACCAGGCCAAAGCAAUGGCAGAGAUCUUGCGUUUCUACAACUGGACAUAUGUGUCCACUGUGGCUUCGGAGGGGGACUAUGGCGAAACUGGAAUUGAGGCCUUUGAACAGGAGGCCCGGGCACGCCAGAUAUGCAUCGCCACUUCUGCUAAGGUGGGUCGCUCCAUGAACCGCAAGAGCUAUGAGACGGUCAUCAAAUCCCUGCAGCAGAAGCCCAACGCCCGGGUGGUUGUCCUUUUCACCCGCAGCGAGGAUGCCAGGGAGCUACUAGCAGCUGCCAUGCUCAUGAAUGUAUCCUUCAUCUGGGUGGCAAGCGACGGCUGGGGGGCGCAGGAGAGUGUGGUGAGGGGUAGCGAGCUAGUGGCGGACAGGGCCUUUACUAUCGAGCUGGCUUCGUAUCCCAUCAAGAAUUUUGCUGACUACUUUACCAGGCUAGAUCCCUACAACAACACCCGAAAUCCCUGGUUCAGGGAGUUCUGGGAGCACCGCUUUCAGUGCAGCCUGCAGGAUCUGGCUUGCGGCCAGCGCUCACUCACAGACGGCAAGUUCGAACAGGAGUCCAAGAUCAUGUUUGUGGUCAACGCCAUUUACGCCAUGGCUCACGCUCUGCACAACAUGCGCCAAGCCCUCUGCCCCAACUCCACUAAGAUCUGCGAUGCCAUGAAACCCAUAAAUGGGAAGAGGUUAUACAAGGAAUUCAUCCUGAAAACAAAAUUUGAUGCUCCUUUCCGUCCAGCAGACACUGAAAACAUUGUACUCUUUGACGCCUUUGGCGACAGCAUCGGCCGCUACAACAUCUUCAACUUCCACAAAGUGGAUGGCAAGUAUGUCUACGAAAAAGUAGGCUACUGGGCACAAGCCCUGACCCUGAACACCAGCCACAUUCCCUGGGCCAGCCACACAACCCCCACCUCUCAGUGCAGUGACCCCUGCAAGAAGAAUGAAGUGAAAAGCAUGCAGCCAGGUGACGUCUGCUGCUGGCUCUGCAUCCCUUGCCAACCUUAUCAGUUCCUGGUGGAUGAGUUUACAUGCAUGGACUGUGGCUUUGGUAGCUGGCCAACGGAAAACCUCACUAGCUGUUACAACUUACCCGAAGAGUACAUUCACUUUGAAGAUGCUUGGGCUAUUGGCCCUGUGGCUAUCUCCUGCCUGGGCUUCAUAUGCACCAUCUUUGUGAUCUGUGUCUUCCUGAAAAACAAUGACACCCCUGUCGUGAAGGCAUCAGGAAGGGAGCUUUGCUAUAUCCUGCUGUUGGGCGUCCUGAUGUGUUACAGCAUGACCUUCAUCUUCAUUGCCAAGCCUUCAUCUGUCGUCUGCACCCUCCGUCGUUUAGGCUUGGGCACUUCCUUUGCUGUGUGCUACUCAGCCCUACUUACAAAGACCAACCGGAUCGCUAGAAUCUUCAAUGGCGUCAAAGAUGGAGCACAGAGGCCAAGGUUUAUCAGCCCCGCCUCCCAGGUGGUUAUCUGCAUGGCGCUCAUCUCCUGCCAGCUCAUCGUGGUCAUUGUGUGGCUGCUCGUGGAGACACCUGGCGUCCGCAAGGAAGUGGCUCCAGACAAGCGGGACGUGGUGACCCUGAAGUGCAACAACAAGGACACCAGCAUGCUCAUGUCCCUGACCUACAACAUGAUCCUCAUCAUUCUAUGCACGGUCUAUGCCUUCAAGACCAGGAAGUGCCCUGAAAACUUCAAUGAGGCAAAGUUCAUUGGCUUCACCAUGUACACCACCUGCAUCAUCUGGCUGGCUUUUCAACCUAUUUUCUAUGUCACUUCAAGUGAUUACAGGGUUCAGACCACUACCAUGUGUAUCUCGGUCAGUCUGAGUGGUACGGUGGUUUUGGGGUGCAUGUUUGCUCCGAAGACGCACAUCAUCCUGUUUCAGCCCCAGAAGAAUGUUGCAAGUCAUCGUGUAGCAGUAAACCGAUUUAGUGUAACCGGCCCUGGCUCCAGCUAUUCUCACGCUUCAGCCUCCAACUUUGUGCCGACAGUCUGCAAUGGUCGAGAGGUGGUAGACUCUACAACCUCAUCCUUGUGAAGACUAUUAGACCUUCCUUAUCCAAAAAAACCUAAAACUCACAAAAAAAAAGAUAUUGAAAAGUUUCUGUGUGGACUGUCAUUUGCAUAGGUCUGACCCAUCUCGAUUAUUCUAGAAUGUGAUGUAGAUGCAAGAUCCCUAAUAGUUUUUUUUUUUUAUUUGUAUAAAAAA